GUUGGUCUCAAGUAAGGACUACACAUAUCAAAAUACUACACUAAUCAUUCCUUUAUGGAAAGACCGCUUUUUUAUGAUGAAGAAAGCUACUUAAUUUUAUUUUACGAAAAAAAAAAUGAAAGUUACGGAACCAGCACUUAUAAAUAUACUUUGUAGCUUAGUGACAGGUAGGUGUUUACAAAAAUAAUUAAAAUAUACAAGUAGAGGAAAUAAUUUUAAAAGUUGGGUUUAAAAAAAAAGAUUGUAUUUAUUCCCAUUUCUUAGAAUAAAAAAUCAUUUAUUAAUUGUAAAUAAUAUUAAUAAUAUUUGUACCCUUGCAGAGGUUUUAUUACUUUGUAACACAGCAGAAGAAGGGAAACCACUCGUACUUACCUCUAACUUUACACUGAAAGAAAAGACCAUUUUAUUCUUUCAAAAUAACAUAAAAAUGGCAAAUUGCAGAGGUUGCAACAAAUGCCUUGUCACCUUUCCCAAUCAUUCAUUUUCAAAUAUUACAAGUCUAAGUAAUGGAAGAUGCAUUUACACAUUUACUUAUCUCCACGUUACAAGACAACCUGCUUCCGUGUGGAUCGUUAAAGAUAAUGAAUUAAAUGGAACUGUAAUAAAUACUUGUAACUUACAAGUCUACGGUAAUGAUAUUAUUUUUUUAAUUGAACAUUUGUAUUGUAGUUUUAAUAUCUUAUUAUCACUUAUUUAAUCCAAUGGAUCAAUUUAUAGAUUUCUUCAGCUGCUAUAGCUAAAGAGAAAACAACAUUUUAAUCAAUUAUCUCCAAUACCACUUACUUAUUUACUGCACCUGUUUCAAAGCAUUUUUCGAAGAAACCGCUCAUUUUAUAACAAUUGGUUACAUUUAACAAUGGAAGCUAUGUUUCCGGAGCAUCCGAUAUUUCUUUAGAUUUUAGAUGUUCCAUUUGAUAUGUAAAUGUUGAAAUAUUCUUGUAACGAGGCCGUUAAUGGAUAUGAUUUUUAACGUAAAAAGUGGCCUACCUCAAAAAUAAGCACAGACAUGUUUUUAAAAGAAGCCUAUUAAAUGUGCGAUAAGUCUAAUUAGUACAAUUUUUACCAAAGUCACGUCUCUCAUUUAAUACAUAUCGACAGGUAGUUUUUGUGAGCUUUAAUAUCCACACAUUUUUCCCAAAAAUGUUCUUCUAAUUUCCGUAUGUUAUGUUCUUUUUAAAGAUAUGAUAUAUGAUGUUUGUUUCUCUCUGCCUGAUUUGACAAUGAUUUGUUCAACAUCAAAGGUGGAUUCCAUUGGCAAAUAUUAAUAUUCUCUUAUAUUAAAUGGGCUUGAGAAAAUAUGUGACGGUUUUGAAUAAUGUAUCCCAAAGUAAUUACCAUAAGCGAUUUAAUGAAAUUAAUUUUUGUUUAAAAGGUAAUUUUAAUUUCCGUUUUUUUAGCUCCACCUAAAGAUGUGAUAUGUGAUGUUGGGUUCUCUCU
Messenger RNA from Lymnaea stagnalis (great pond snail), 1437 nucleotides. The record is from the annotation of a GenBank genome assembly. Lineage: Eukaryota; Metazoa; Mollusca; Gastropoda; Lymnaeidae.